Notothenia coriiceps (black rockcod) is the source of this 547-nucleotide messenger RNA. RefSeq names its product S-adenosyl-L-methionine-dependent tRNA 4-demethylwyosine synthase-like. Lineage: Eukaryota; Metazoa; Chordata; Actinopteri; Perciformes; Nototheniidae. The transcript has 3 exons. Gene Ontology annotation, molecular function: 4 iron, 4 sulfur cluster binding. Bases 26 to 400 code for a protein of 124 amino acids. Gene Ontology annotation, biological process: wybutosine biosynthetic process. The record is from RefSeq and is a predicted model, not a curated record.
CAAAGAGGAGGGUGGAGACGGCCUGAUGGUGAAGCUAUCCAAGUUGAAUGGACUGAAGAAGAUUGAAGAUGAAGCGGAAAGAAGAGAGAUGAUUACACCUGCCCUUAGAGAAGCACUAACAAAACAAGGGUACAAACUCAUCGGAAGUCAUUCAGGAGUGAAGCUUUGUCGAUGGACCAAGUCUAUGUUGCGAGGGAGAGGAGGCUGUUACAAGCACACUUUCUAUGGGAUCGAGUCCCACCGCUGCAUGGAAACUACCCCCAGCCUCGCCUGCGCUAACAAGUGUGUCUUCUGCUGGAGGUAUGUACCUGGAGAGAAGAGCUACUGCAGACUCUCAGGGGGCAGUUUGACAGAGAUGGCUUGGAUCAUACUAAUAGUCAGACUUCAGAUACAAGUCUGAAUUCAUCUUUUGCAGCUAACAUUUAGCUAGCUAACUAGAUUACUUUUUCUCUAACUCCAACUCAUUAGCUUAACCUCACUUUGCAAUUUAGUUAUUCUAUAAAGUAUUAUCUCUCAUAAUAAUCAUCCUUAUUGACCGGUAAAAGGC